CAAGAAGAAGUGUUCAACUGUCUUGGUUCUGGUGUACUGGAAAAUGCAUUUUCGGGAUAUAAUGCAUGUAUUUUUGCUUACGGACAAACUGGCUCUGGCAAGUCCUACUCCAUGAUGGGGACAGCUGAACAACCGGGGAUUAUUCCUAGACUAUGUAAUGAGGUGUUUCGAAGGAUACAUGAGACUACCUGCGAAACGCUGCAAUACAAAGUUGAAGUUUCAUAUAUGGAAAUUUAUAAUGAACGAGUUCGAGACCUUCUGGAUCCAAAGAAAUCCAACAAACAUCAUCUCAAAGUUCGUGAGCACAAAAUCUUGGGACCCCUUGUCGAUGGCCUAUCCAUUCUUGCAGUUGACUCAUAUCAGCAAAUCGCGUCGUUAAUCGAAGAGGGGAACAAGUCAAGAACAGUGGCAGCGACGAAUAUGAAUGCUGAAAGUUCACGAUCUCACGCUGUAUUUAACAUAACACUCACGCAGAUCCUAAAAGACGUAGAGAAAGACAAAACAUGCCCGCGAUUUCAGUUUACUGGAGAGAAAGUAGCCAAGAUUUCUCUUGUCGAUUUGGCUGGCAGUGAACGAGCCGGAAAAACAGGGGCUAUGGGUAAACGACUUGAAGAAGGUGGAAAUAUCAAUAAAUCCCUCACCACUCUGGGCAUGGUCAUUUCCGCAUUAGCUGAGCGGUCUAAUGGCAAAAAAGAGAAGUUCAUACCUUAUCGCGAUUCGGUGCUUACUUGGUGAGU
Molecule: messenger RNA, 737 nt
Organism: Cylicostephanus goldi
Lineage: Eukaryota; Metazoa; Nematoda; Chromadorea; Rhabditida; Strongylidae
Source: the annotation of a GenBank genome assembly